AUGGCAACGGGAGCAGGAUGGGCGCAGUUGCGCCAGCAGCUCAGGACCCUUGAGAGUCAGACUGAGGCUCUAUUUCACACUUAUUCACAAUAUACUUCGACCCCAAACCUUCCUCCUAAACCGUCAGACGAAGAAAGAAGAAACGAGGCCGACAUCGAGGAAUUACUGGAGAAGCGUGAUGGCUUGAUAUCCCAGCUGUCGCGGCUCCUGGACUCGGAAAGUGCUUUGAGCACGUCGACAUUAAAACAAAGCAACCUUGCCCGCCAUCGCGAACUUCUGAGCGAACACCGCCAGGAACUACGACGGCUCAGGUCCUCCAUCUCUGAGGCUCGUGACCGGCAACACCUUCUUACCAAUGUCCGGUCAGACAUCGAUGCCUUUCGAAGUUCGAAUCCUGCUGAAGCAGAGGCGGAAUACAUGCUGCAAGAACGAGCUCGGCUUGAUCAGAGCCACAGUACGAUCGAUGGCGUGUUGGCGCAGGCAUAUGCAAUCAAUGAGAAUUUCGGGAUCCAGAGAGAAACGCUGACAAGUAUCAACCGAAGGAUAACGUCGGCGGCAGCACAGAUACCUGGUGUCAACGGGUUGAUUUCGAGAAUUGGGUCUAAAAGACGACGGGAUGGGAUUAUCUUGGGAUCCUUCAUUGCUUUCUGUUUCUUGCUGCUGCUUUACUUCAGCUAA
Capronia epimyces CBS 606.96 is the source of this 678-nucleotide messenger RNA. RefSeq lists its product as uncharacterized. The record is from RefSeq and is a predicted model, not a curated record. NCBI's taxonomy places the organism in Eukaryota, Fungi, Ascomycota, Eurotiomycetes, Chaetothyriales, Herpotrichiellaceae. Gene Ontology annotation, molecular function: SNAP receptor activity. The coding region runs from base 1 to 678 and encodes 225 amino acids. The transcript is spliced from 3 exons. Gene Ontology annotation, biological process: vesicle fusion; endoplasmic reticulum to Golgi vesicle-mediated transport. Gene Ontology annotation, cellular component: cis-Golgi network; Golgi membrane; Golgi medial cisterna.